Molecule: messenger RNA, 5598 nt
Organism: Myxocyprinus asiaticus (Chinese sucker)
Lineage: Eukaryota; Metazoa; Chordata; Actinopteri; Cypriniformes; Catostomidae
Gene: socs2
Product: suppressor of cytokine signaling 2
Exons: 3
Coding region: 552-1151 (199 amino acids)
Biological process (GO): intracellular signal transduction; phosphatidylinositol phosphate biosynthetic process
Cellular component (GO): phosphatidylinositol 3-kinase complex
Molecular function (GO): 1-phosphatidylinositol-3-kinase regulator activity
Source: RefSeq, a predicted model, not a curated record
UAACAUACACACAAAGCAAAUGAAAAAAAGAUACAUCGGAAUAUCUCAUCACGGCAGAAGAGAGUAAUUAUAUGUGUUCUGCUCGCUUGAGGCGCGUUGCAAUAACGCGUUUUGCCGCACGGCGCGUGCGGUGCGCUUGUAGACGGCGCGAGACGGACAGUGGAGUGUUGCUCCCCAAAAGAAUCAAUGCAAAUGUAAAAGAAAACGCGACCGCGGAAUAGCUAUUCAUAUCUCUUACAGUGCAUAAUGCCAAUGUCAAUCUGCUGAGCAUCAAGGUGCGCUGCUGGGUUGAUAGUGAACUGAUCACUCUUUUCCGGCAGCUGCCCAUUAAUAAAUGAGGGGCUAAACCAUGGUGCCACUGAACGUCUGUAACGCGAAACACGCUGGACUUGGUUGCUUAUUGCUUUCACUUAGACAAGAGAUUGGCGCUCCCCAACAUAAAAUCCAGGGACGAUCUGGAAGACGUCUCACAUGUUUUGGUUGAUUGUAGGAGUCACUCGUCUUUGAGGGAUAAUUAUAGACAUUGACUGGAUGAAGAACGGGGUUCUCCAAUGACCUGUCACUCAACCGACUCCACAGAAAGCAUCGAGCAUGAAAGUAGAUCGCGAACCGAAACCCAAGUCGCGGAGUCCGAGCAGCAGAGUCGCAUUGCCACUGCCAGGAGAGACCUUAAAAACACUGCAGGCUGGUAUUGGGGCAGCCUGACAGCCAAUGAAGCCAAGGAGAUCCUGCAGGAUACAUCAGAGGGCACGUUUCUGGUCCGAGACAGCACUCAGAGGGACUACCUCUUCACCAUCUCUGCCAUGACAUCAGCUGGACCUACCAACCUGCGUAUUGAAUACACGGAUGGCAAGUUCAAGCUGGACUCUGUUGUACUGGUCAAGCCCAAACUCAAGCAGUUUAACAGCGUGGUCCAUCUGGUGGAACACUAUGUUCAGCUGUCGAGGACAUCUUGUAAGGCCAGGACUACUCCACUUGCCCCAUCCAGUGGCUCAGUGCAGCUCCUUCUGACAACUCCUGUGUACACGGCCACACCGUCGCUGCAACAUCUGUGUCGUAUUGCCAUCAAUAAAACCACACGACAGGUACAGGAACUCCCUCUGCCAAACAGGCUAAAGGACUACUUAACAGACUACAGCUACAAUGUAUAGAACCGCAAGGACAACAAUGACCAUAAGUGCUGAGGUUUCAUGGUCAAGUGGUUCUGAUAUCACUUCAUUUGGUUGGGAUCCUUCUCCAUGUGCCCAAGGACUGCAUGAAGCAGAAUUUAAUACUAGUAUUAAGUGUCCUUCAUAGAGCACUUGACAUGUUGUGGGCUGUUGAUAUUCUACGGUCAGUUUUAAUGAAUGAGUGAGAAUGUAUGUGUAUGAUAUGGUUGGGGGUAUACUGUCCUUCACUGACAUCUAUGAGAUCUGAUGGGUAAGUUACACCCAUCAGAUAAUACGCCUCAAGUAUGGCCAUGCAUCUCUUGAAAAGAAGCAAACGUCUGAGAUAUUUUGCAUCCUGUGUUUGAGACAUGGGACUUUGAAACUGUAUGCUUUUGACUAUGUUUUUAUUUGCUCACUAUUCAUGUUAUAUUUUUGUACUGUAGUCUUAGGUAAGAUGAUCAUUUGAGCUCUUUUCUCUGUCUUGAUGUCAUGGUUGAGAAAGUUUAAGUCAAAUUUUGCCCAAGGAACUAGGGAUGGGUAUUGGCGAGUACCUUUGAUUUAUAUCCUGAUACCUGAGUCAUGACUUUGUCAUGAUACCUACUGAAACCCAAAAUAAAAUGUAAAAAAAUAUACUGUUACAUUUGAAAAAGCAUGCUUAUCCAAUGUUUAAAAAAACACCUGCUUAUAAAAACAGUAUAAAAUUGUGUAAAAUUAAGAGGUUUAAAGGAAUAUUUCGAGUUCAGUACAAGUUAAGCUCAAUCAACAGCAUUUGUGGCAUAAUGUUGAUUACCACAAAAAAAGUAUUUCUUUAAAAAAAGCAAAAAUGGAGGUUACAGUGAGGCACUUACAAUGGAAGUGAAUGUGGCCAAUCUUUGGAGAGUUUCAAGGUAAAAAUGUGAAGCAUACAGUUUCAUAAAAGCACUUACAUUAAUUCUUCUUUUAAAACUUGUGUAUUAUCUGAGCUGUAAAGUUGUUUAAAACAUUGUUUUUAUGGUUUUUAAGGUUUUAGGUUCACAGCAUGCAACCUAAACGAGUGGCAGCAGUGCAGUGCAUAAAAUCACGCAGCUACGGGUCAGGAGCUUCAGUUAAUGUUCACAUCAACCAUCAGAAUGGAGAAAAAAGUUGAUCUCAGUGAUUUGAACCAUGGCAUGAUUGUUGGUGCCAGAUGGGAUGGUUUGAGUAUUUCUGUAACUGUUGAUCUCCUGGGAUUUCCACACACAACAGUCUCUAGAAUUUGCUCAGAAUGGUCCAAAAACAAAAAACAUCCAGUGAGCGGCUGUUCUGUAGAUGGAAACAGCUUGUUGAUGAGAGAGAUCAAGGGAGAAUGGCCAGACUGGUUUGAGCUGAGAGAAUGGCUGCAGUAACUCAGAUAAUCACUCUGUACAAUUGUAGUGAGCAGAAUAACAUCUCAGAAUGCACAACAUGUCCAACCUUGAGGCAGAUGGGCUACAGCAGCAGAAGACCAUGUCGGGCUCUUGAUUAGGACCAUAGUGUUCCUAAUAAAGUGGUCAGUGAGUGUAUAGAUUGGCCCCAUUCACUUACAUUGUAAGUGCCUGACAGUAACCUCCUUUUAAAGAAAUUAGUCAAAAUUAUUUUAUGUGGUAAAGAACAUUAUGCCACAAAUGCAGUCGAUUGAGCUUAACUUGUAUUGAACCAGGGAUUAAACUUGCCAAAAUAAAGUUCUUCAUGGUCUAAGGGUGCAUACCUUUGCAAAUAAAAUACCAGCUAAGUAUUUAUUGCACACACUGAACCAAGGGGUAAUUAAUCAUCAUGGUUUGUGUGUGCUUUUGUUGCAUAUGGUGAACCAGUUUUGGUCUAUGUUAACCCUACCUCAUGUAGGCCUUAAUAAACCUGCAUGCUGAUUGGUCAUAUUUGGAGAAUAUUUGAUUCUAUACUGAAUCGUUAUUUUGACACAGACCAAAAAGGAAUGGCUAGGUCAGAAGCUUCGAAAUUCAUAUAAGCUGCUCAUUUUUACUUUCUACUCAAUUCUACUUGUGAAGUGAUUAUAAGGAAAAUUGGAUUUUCUAUUCUAGUUUCUGACUUAUCUGACCUCCUUUCUAUUUUGGUUUUGUGAAACAUAAUUUUAUCACUUCAAGCAUGGCCCACUCAAUGUUCUGUUCAUAGUUCUGAUUGAGUGUUAAAUUCCUACACCUCAUAAUUAGCUUUUUUCCUUAUUUUCAAAUACAAUAUUUAGUAGUAUUAUCCCGAUUGCAGUAAUCUGAAAUGGAUUACUGAUUGGUGUUUUGAUUUUUGCUUUUUUUAUUUUUUUUUUAUUUAACUCUCAAUAAAAGUCUGUUCAUGACAAGCUAGAGAAAAUCCUGAUAACCACUACCAACUUAAGGGAUAGUUCACCCAAAAAUGAGAAUUCUCUCAUCAUUUACUCACCCACAUGCCAUCCCAGAUGUGUAUGAAUUUCUGUCUUUUGCAGAACACAAAUGAAGAUCUUUAGAAGAUAUUGCAGCUCUUUAGGUCCAUACAAUGCAAGUGAAUGGUGACCAAACUUCGAAGCUACAGAAAGCACAUAAAGGAAGAAUAAAAGUAAUCCAUAAGACUCCAGUGGUUUAAUCAAUGUCUUCUGGUGAGAUUCAAUUGGUUUUAGAUGAGAACAGACCAAAAUAUAACUCCUUUUUCACUAUAAAUCUUGACAUCAUCAUUCUCCUUGGCGAUAAUGAUUUCAAGCUCAAUUACACUUCCUAGCACCAUCUAGCGCUCUGCGCAUGCAUCAAGCACUUGGAAGUGUAAUCGAGCUUGAAAUCAUGAUUGUCAAGGAGACUAGAAAGACCUGAUUCACAGCAGCGCCAUCUUUGAUUUUUGACAGGAAUGCCAACAGGCUGUGAGGGAGAGACGUACAGUCUCUUUAAUGGGUUGUAUUGCAGUUUAAAGUGUUUCUGGAUCGUUCCAAACAAAACAUUGAAAAAACAUAUUUUUUUAGGAACAUUCAGUAGACAAAAAACUCCAGACAACAUGAGUUGUGGAAAAUCAGAUGUGAUCUAGGAGCUUUUUACAGCUUUAUAACAUGUGUGCCAUUGAAGAGAGGUAAGUCUAUCCCUCACAUCCUUGUUGUCAUUCCCAUUAAAGAUGGCACUACCAGGAAUAAGGUCUACAAUGAGAUGUAAGUAAAGAUGUACAGUGAAAAAUGUGUUACAUUUUGGUCUGUUCUCACCCAAAACCUAUUGGAUCACUUCAGAAGACAUGGAUUAAACCACUGGAGUUCUUUGGAUUACUUAUAUGCUGCUUUUAGGUGCUUUUUGGAGCUUCAGAGUUUUGGUCGCCAUUGCAUUUUAUGGACCUUCAGAGCUGAAAUAUUCUUCAAAAAAAUCUUCGUUUGUGUUCAGCAGAAUAAAGAAAUUCAUACACAUCUGGGAUGGCAUGAGGGUGAGUAAAUGAUGAGAGAAUUUAAAUUUUUGGGUAAACUAUCCCUUUGACAUAGGUGAAAAUACACCUCAUACCAAUCUACCAAGUUAAGCCAAAAAUGUUACCCACCAUAAUCAUAGAAGGUCACUCUUUGCUAACAUCUCUCAAAUCCGGUGCUGAUAUUGUUCCGUCCAUGGUGCUUCCUUAAGGACAUGGUAACUACUAUAUUCAUUAAGCUGUGAAUCCUGCAUUUAAGCCAAAUUCUCCACUAUAAAAAUUCCAUGUCAUGAUAUAAUUCUACAACAUUGUGCUGCAUCAGUAGUGAAUGGAUUGUAUCCCAAUAAGUGAGAAAUAAAAGCAAGCAUAGCUUUAUUUAAUAUUCUGUGACUGUCUUUUUUGUCAACUACUGAUAUUAGACAGGGUGUACUGAAAAUACUAUGAUUUUUGUUCUGUGUGUAGCUGUUAUUAAUACAUAUAUGUUGAGGUGCAUUAGAAAUUUGGAACAAAACAUAAGCACUUUUUGGUUUGUUUUUCCUCAACAAAUUCACUCCUUUAUUUUUGCCCCUGAAUGAGCCAAUCAUAUGCUGAACUGAAAAUAACACCCAUCAUCAAGGUCACACACUCACAAUACAGCAACCUGGCAAACUCUCAAACCUUCAAAUAAACCUCACAUCCUACACUGACGUUUGGUUGAAAAUGUUCAGAAAAAAUAUAGAGAUAAACCAAACAUUUUGUAUGUUUUUUUAGCAGACCAUCACUUUUUACAUCAGUCAGCAGGUGUAACAGAUAGCCAGAUUGAUUUUUGUUGUUUGUUUGGAAAUUUUGUUGCGAAGAUUCACUUAAGCAUUUCAUCACUGAUUCAUUAAUCCAACAGUGUUUGCAGUCAUGAGUUAUGAUUUUCAAUCUGCAUGAUAUUUCAUGAUAGCUAGUAUUUCAUUAUUUUAUUUGUGCAAUGUUAUCCCUGAUGUUGUUUUAACCCACAUAAACCCAAAUCCUAACAUACUACCUCAAGCAUUUAAUAAUUUUGAGUUAGUUGGAUUAUUUUCAUGAUUUCUCUAUUUCUACAGGAAUUUUUUUAGUUCGGUCAAUUUAUCUG